GAAACGGCGCCGAGCAUUCCGGCAACGCCAGACAACGCGGCACAAUCGAGACGUGAUAAUCGUCGUAGGAUCGGAGAGAAACUGAGAGAGAAAAAAAAAGAUAGAAUCUUAAACUACCGUCGUGUCUAUAUCCGUUUGACACAGUCAGUCCGCAGCAUCCGGCGUGCACCGAGGAUGGGAAUCGCAAAGACGGCGCCGGCAUCGGAGAGCAUCCUCGAGGAGACAGUUCUGCCGAGCGAGGAGGCGAAUUAUUCGCUGCAGGGUCAUGCCGAGGAAUGGAGCGAGAAUUUUCCCUAUCAGCUAUUGAUAGCAGCAGGAGUGGCUUUAGUUGUUCUGGUUCUCUUGGCGGCGGUGAGUUUCCAAUGCUCUUCUACUUGGCGAUGGUUGAUAAACAUGACUCGACAUGAAAAUCUCGAGGAUACUGAGACUGAUCAGACUCAACAGAAUGCGAUCCGAAUCAGUCAUUCUCUCCCAGAUCUACAAUCGGAACCGAUCACUCAUGAAUAUGUUCAGGAGCAGAAAGAGAAUAAGAAGGUGUUGCGUCAAACCACUUUGCCCAUCGUACCAAUGAGACAUCAAAGCUUCCAACGUCAGCUAUCGCAUCGCCUUGAUUUGCCUAACAUUAAGUUCAGCAUUUGUAGCUUCGAAAAUCGCAGCGAUUCUAGCCUUGGUCUUAUCAAGCCGGAAUUGUACAAAAAAGAGCUUGUGAGACAAGAGAGCGCGGAAAGUUCCAGUACAACAGAGAUGGAAUAUGCCGGCAAACUACAUUUCGCUCUGCGCUAUGACAAGGAAAUCGAAGGACUUGUUGUUAAAGUUUUGGAAGCUCGUGAAUUGCCAAUAAAAGAUGUAACGGGUAGCAGUGAUCCAUAUAUCAAAGUGUAUCUGUUGCCAGAUAGAAAGAAAAAAUUCCAGACAAAAGUACAUCGAAAGAAUUUGAACCCGAUAUUCAAUGAAACGUUUAUCUUUAGCGUGUCAUAUGAGGACCUGCGGGAACGUUAUCUACAAUUCUCGGUCUAUGAUUUUGAUCGCUUUUCACGUCACGAUCUCAUUGGACAAGUAGUUCUUAAAGGACUCUUAGAUUGCACCGACCUUGAACAAGAAAUUGAAUAUACGAUGGACAUUCUCUGCGCCUUGCAGGAGAAAGUAGAUCUAGGAGAAUUGAUGUUAUCUUUGUGCUAUCUACCAACGGCCGGUCGGUUGACAUUAACCGUGAUCAAAGCCAGGAAUCUUAAAGCGAUGGAUAUAACGGGCAAAUCAGAUCCUUACGUGAAAGUCUAUCUGCUAUGCCAAGGUAAAAGAAUUAAGAAAAAAAAGACAACGGUAAAGAAGAAUACUCUUUAUCCCAUCUACAAUGAGGCACUUGUCUUCGAUGUACCCGCGGACAACAUCGAGGACGUCAGUCUUAUAGUGAAAGUAAUCGAUUACGAUAGAAUUGGUUCGAAUGAAUUGAUGGGUUGUACGGCAAUUGGAUCGAGCUUCAUCGGAAUCGGCCGAGAUCACUGGCUAGAGAUGUUGGAUAAUCCGAGAAAACCGGUAGCACAAUGGUACCCGUUGACGGAGACCGUGUCUGGCCAUAUUCCAGCCAUGGAUUCGGAUGCACUUCCAGUUAGCUUGAGCUGCUUAAACAGGUAGAUGAAGACAAGAGGCGGAAAGUAAACACUGCGGAAGCUCGCAAAUAUUGUCGGACGUCGGCUUGGACAUUGUUUCCUUCUGUCGUCAUUUAAUGCACAUCGCUUGACUGACUUAAGUACAAUCUCUGUCUCAAAGGGCCGGAAGGCGAAUUCUGUGCUUUGUAACCUUACCUCGUGCAGCAGGCAUGAAAUAAUAAACGAUCCAAUGUAGUAGAAAGCUCGAUCUUUCGCGAAACAUACGUUGCUCAAUUCCAACGAUCUAAUGGUGAUCGUGAAUGGAAACGAGAUCGAUUUGCAUUUUGCUUUGUCUUUCUAUCGAGAUAAUAUGCUGCUCGCGAUAGAGUGCAGGCUGGUCCCGCACUAUUUCAAAUACAGGUUGUAUUUACAAUAUCCCCGUAGAAUUUUCCUGUCAUACGUGAUGUUGAGCAUGACGAUAGCUUAAAUGUUUUUAGAUUAAUAAGAAAUCAGAUAUACAUAUACAUAAGUUUUUAUAGAAGAUACAUAUAAACGCAUGGAAUAUAAGGCCUUACCCUCGAUAAAGGCGAGACCGAACAAGUGCGGGCAAGAUUUAGAGACGACAGAUCAUUAGCUGGAUUAGCAGCGGAGUACAAUUGAAUACCGAUAGUAUUUCUAAGAUAGUACAGAUACUGAACGCGCCCGUUGGAUCUCUAUACAUAUACAUGCAUCGUUUAUUAUUUCACGCUCGCUAGAAUUUCUGCGCAAAUGUUCUAUUAACGUGAUACAUGUUUAGAUAUAAUGCCCGACAACGGGCACUAUUUGUGAUAAUGUAUCUGAACACUGGCGUAUACACAUACACGUAUAAGCAACAUAUGUAACGUGAUUUUGGCAUCAUGUAUAUCAGUAGUCGCUUCGUACACGCAUGUACGUUUGUAAUUGAUGCGACUAUUCGAUUGUGAACCUGAUAAUAAAUAAUAAUAUACAUUUAGAUUGUAUAAGGAAUUAUAUAUGUUAAGAAGAAAAAAGAGAACAAGAACGCGCGCGAUGCACACAAAGUACUCUUAUAAUUUGAUAUAUUAUAAAUAUAUCAUUUAUGUGUAUACGUACGUUUAAAAAUAUAAUCAAAAUAAUUCUAUAAAGAUUUAAUAUAGAUAAAUUCCAGCGAGAAAUCUAUUUAAUUUCUUUGAGAAUUGCAUUUGUGAUCAGAUUUGCGAAUUUAACAAUUGUACUUUAAUAUAUUUUUAAGUACAUUUAUUUGAUGACAUAUACGUAGGAUGUAUACAGGAAAGAAUCUGAAUAUUAUGAAAUAUGGGCGUUUCUGGAAAAUGGCUGAGUAUAAAUAAAUUGAAAAUUGGAUGAGUCAAUUUUUUAAUAAGUGGCGAAAUAAAGAUUUGAUUUGUGUACAACAUAUUUACAUUCUUUUGAUUGAUUGAAAUAUUAAAGUGUGUCUAUGAAUUUAAAUUUAAUCAAACUAUUGUCAAUCGCAUAAAAAAAUUGAGAGAUAUAAGUUAUAUCACGGAAAAAGUAUACGUAAUAUUUACAUAUAUAGAAUUAUAUAUUAUACAAACUGUAUAGAUAAAAAUUAUAUCAAAACUGGUGAUAUAUUUCGAGUGACAUAUAUUGACUAAUGGAAAAUGUGCCAACAAAAAAUAACGAUGUAGUAUGAUUAAAAACAGCAGUAGUAUGAUUAAAAGUAAUACGUUCUCCAAUCACACACGCUUAAAAUAGAAACUUUAGUCUGCUCGCUAUAGUGAUCCUAGAGUAUCCUACUAUAACUAUAUUUCGAGUCAAUAUACUUCCGACUAUAUGGCUGCCUGUAAGUCGUAAGGAACAUCUUUCCAAAUCCUCACCCCAGAAAAUUUUCCAUUUACUCCAUUGUUCCAGCGAUGCCCAUGAAGAUAAAAAAAUAAAAAAAGAAAAAAAAAGAAAACGUACUGUAUUUUUCGUACAAGUGGGUCACUCUAUACCACAGGACUGAGCUUUCUCAAAUAAAUUUCAUGUAGUAAGUGAAUUCAGUCGCUUCAUAUUGAAAGUAGCGCUUAAACAAGUCCAAGAAACAAGAACGCGAUGUAAAAUGUGAACUCCCAAUGCUAAUGCUGUUAUAAAUUAUUUAAAUCUCUCCCGGAUACGAUGCUAAAGUAAGCUUUUGUUCAGUUUUCAUUACGUAAGCUUUAGUGAAAAAUGUGCUUUUUAUUUGCUUCAAAUACGAACGACUUAUAAUUUAUAAAAAAGGAAAUGUAUGCGAACUCUUUCUUCCUGCUGGAUUAUAAAAUAAUAAAUACAUAUCUUUCAUGACUCUAGAAAUAUGCACAAAAUAAAUUAUAUAUAUAAACGAAUGCAUGUAUAUUGGUAAUUAUUAAUUUGAUAUAAUUAUUUAAAUUGGUGAGAAUAUGUACUUUGUUUAAAACCUACUCUAAUUAUGAACGCGAUUGUGUUCGCAUACAUGUAGUUAAUUUAUGGGCAAAUAACAAUAAUACCGAUAUAGAUGAUGUGUAUACUUUUCUAACGAGUACAUAUCUACAUUGUAUAUUUGAGCACGCAGUGCUCUCUGUUAUGUUCGUGAAUGACACAAAUAAAUCAUAACAAGGCAGAGA
Formica exsecta is the source of this 4183-nucleotide messenger RNA. Its product is annotated as synaptotagmin-10-like. The coding region runs from base 175 to 1632 and encodes 485 amino acids. NCBI's taxonomy places the organism in Eukaryota, Metazoa, Arthropoda, Insecta, Hymenoptera, Formicidae. The transcript is spliced from 10 exons. The record is from RefSeq and is a predicted model, not a curated record. Gene Ontology annotation, molecular function: calcium ion binding; calcium-dependent phospholipid binding; phosphatidylserine binding. Gene Ontology annotation, cellular component: membrane. Gene Ontology annotation, biological process: regulation of calcium ion-dependent exocytosis; calcium-ion regulated exocytosis; cellular response to calcium ion.